AUGGGGGAAACCAUUGGAGACCCUUUGGCUGAUGUUGAUAAAAAGCUUCCCUUUGAUCCUUCCUUUGGCUGGGCCGGCAAAUUCGAGUUUGAUAAAAACGAAAAUAGAAAUUUUGAUUUUGGUGACGAUCUGUUCGGCGGUACUGAUAAUCGGCCGGCCGGACGCCCAGGCCAAGAAUAUAAUAAUCCUGCAGUAUCUAAUGGAUAUCCUGGUCACGGACAAGGAAUUCAGAGCGGGCAAGGAGGGCAAGCAGGGCAAACCGGAAACUUUGAUAGAAGUUCAUAUCCUGGUUCUCCAGGAAUUGGUUCGUAUGCAGGCUUUCAGAACCAAGGCAUUAGUUCUCCGAUUCUUCCACAAGGGUACCAGGAGAACCUCUACUCCGAACCCCACGAUGAAGAAUAUGUGAGGGUUGGAUACCAUGGAGCUAAAGAGAUGGAUGAAGGAGGUCACGGGUUUCAUAUUCCUCGCUCCAGGUUCCAACAAAACUACAACGAUCCAGAUCUUGGCCGACGUGGAGUAAAAUCUCUCGGAUUCAACAUUCCCGAACCCAGUUCUCUAAACCUUGCAAGCUUCGAACCUGCUCGAAACUCGUUUUCUCAGGACGGAUUUAAAUACAAGAAUAAGAGAUCCAAAACUCCGGUUUACGGCUCCGGUAAGCCGGCUGUGUACGAAGGAUUAGCUCCGGAGUACUAUGAGAACCUGGUAGAACGGAAUGUGCUCAAGGGUGGGUCUGGUCCUGAAGAUGUUGAUGGGAUAGAGGUUGCUGCUGAGGCAGCUGUAGAACAGAAUAUAGAAAACGAUCCAAGAUACAACAAUAAUGGAUUUGAUGACUACGAUGACGGUUUUGGUUUCAAGGAUUCACAAGAUCCAUUCCAACCUUUCAAUGCAGAGCGGGAUGGAACUCACAGAUAUAAUGGAGGUAGAGCGGGAUAUAAUGGAGCCGGAAAGGGACACAAUGGAGGUAGAGCGGGACAUAUUGGAGACGAAGAGGGAUAUAAUGGAGGCGGUGACGGGUAUGGUGGAGACGGAGAGGGAUAUAAUGGAGGCGGAGACGGGUAUAAUGAACACGGAGACGGGUAUACUGGAGGUGGCAAUGGAUAUGGAGGCGGAGACGGGUAUAACGAAGGCGGAAAGGGAUAUUAUGGAGAAGCAGAGGGAUACAAUGGAGGCGGAGAAGGAUACAAUGGAGGCGGAGAGGGAUAUAAUGGAGGUAAAGGUGGUCAUAGUGGAGAUAUACAGGGAUAUAAUGGAGCUGGAAACGAAUUUAAUGGAGCUGGAGAUGGCUUCGGUUUUAACGAAGGCGGAUUUGGAAGCGCUGAUGGUGGAAAUGUCCACAAUGGAGGUUCUGGGGAGUAUAAUGGAGAGGGAAAUAAUGGAGGAGUACAAGGAUAUCUUGCAGAAGAUGAAGGAUAUAGUUCUGAAGGGGAAGGAUACCACGGAGGAGAGGGUGGAUAUCAUGAAGGAGAGAACGAAUAUCAUGAUGACCAGAGUGGAUAUCAACAAGAUAGUCAUGGUUAUAAUGAAGGAGAAAAUGGAAAUCAAGCAUAUGGAUACAAUCCUGAAGCAGAGAAUGGAGGAUAUCAAAACUUUGACACGAGACAGCAAAGAGAGGGUGGCUCUGGAUAUUUCCAGGGCGGAAGCAGACCGGAGAAUCAAGGAUUUGGCGGAGAUAUAUUCCAGGAUACAUCAAGGCAGAGUAAUGGCGGAAGUCAGGACGAAUAUACGGUAGAUUUUGGUGAUUCCAACUCCAGGUCCCAGGUAGAAGAGGGAGAACGCAACACAGGUUUUACUACAGAUUUUCCAGAUUUAUUCUCCGCCCAAGGAAACCCUCCGCCGCCUCCCAGCCCUCCACCUUCCGGUAAACCUCAAUAUGAAUAUGAUUAUGAUCGGUACAGCACAAUUCAUUACGAUUUUGAUGAGGAAGACAAAAAUGAAAAUCAAGCACAACAACAACAACAACAACAGCAACCGUCACAACAAACACAACAGCAAGGUUUCCCGGAUAUAUUUACUGAACCUAAAAGUCCUGCCAGGCCCAAUGGCUCCCAGUCUAGUUUCGGAUUUAAAUAGAAAGGCCAUUAUUUUUAUAGAUAUCAUGAAUAUUACUGUAUAGUUAGAUAAUUGUUAUACAAAGGGGCAAAAUAAAAGACAUGUGAGGCUCUAUUAAAAAAGGGGGCGUGUCUGAUUCACAGCGGUACUCCUUCAUUAGAGCAAAAAACAAAGAUAGUUUUGUUUUUCUUUCUAAAAAAAGAUUAUGUUCGAUCUUAUUUUCUCUGUAUGUCUUGUGCGGAUUUAUGAAAAAGAAAGCAAAAUAACGAUUCUUUCUCUGAUAAAGGUGUGAAGUGUAUCUUUGUGAAUGGCAUGCUCUUUAAUUGGAGGGUCACUUGGAAUAUUGUUUACAGUCCCUUUAAUAUUGUUUACAGUCCCUUUAAUAUUGUUUACAGUCC
This is a messenger RNA of Eurytemora carolleeae, 2447 nucleotides long. Its product is annotated as hornerin. Bases 1 to 2070 code for a protein of 689 amino acids. The record is from RefSeq and is a predicted model, not a curated record. Lineage: Eukaryota; Metazoa; Arthropoda; Copepoda; Calanoida; Temoridae. The transcript has 5 exons.